GAAGUAAAUUUUGGCAGCAGUGAGUGCUUGAAAGCUGAAGAAAUAAAAAUGGAUUUGAGAGGGAUAGAAAAGAUAGUGAAAGAGACAGAGGGUAGUAUUACUGAGAAAAAAGAAACUCUUGUUUCCAUCCUCAGCAAUCGUACAGAUGAUGUGGAUGAACAUGGCACCCCAGAUUCAUCAGCUUCCAUUGAUUCUGGCACUGCCCUUCAGCUGUUUCUUGAUCACAUCCCUGUUUCUUCAGUUACUGCCAUCCCCAACCCUCCUGUGUUGAAAUUAACAACUCAAGAUUCCUUGCGUUAUGCGAUUAGAACUAUGCACGAUAAUGAUGUAUUUGCUGCUCCUAUCACGGACACCGUAGAGUUUGAUCCAGACAACAUUAACCACUCUGAUCCAUAUGUUGGUAUUAUUGAUUUGGCUAGCAUGCUUCUGUGGUUUCUAAAGGAAUGUGAAGAUUACUUUAGGAAUAAAAGAGAUGAUGACAUGAGAUAUGAAUUCACCAGUGGGAUUUUCUCCAUGCUAGAACAAGUUGAUCACAUUGCCGAAACUAAGAUUGGUGAGCUAGCAAAGUCAUGUCUGUGGGAACCUUUCUUCCCAAUCAAUUCACAUGACACGCUCUUUCAUGUUCUGUUGCUGCUCUCAAAACAUCAGCUUCACCUUGUUCCUAUUGUGAAAGGACACAAAUCUAAUAUAACUGGCUUUAUUACCGAGAGCGCAGUUGUUGACUUGCUUCUCCAAUCAAGUGGGCUAGAGUGGUUUGAUAACAUAGCAGAUAAAGCUAUGUUAGAUUUCAGGUUUGACAAGCAGGCUGCUACUGUUUAUGAAGACCAAAGUGUCGGGGAGGCAAUGAACAUGCUGUGGGUAAACCGGAUAUGUGCAGUUGCAGUCGUGCAGCGACAGACUGAAAGUAUCAUAGGUUGCGUGAGGACCAGCGACGUGUAUCAUCUUCUAGACUACGAAGACAUAUUCAACAAUAGAAAGACGGUGACCAUGGAUCACUUCAUCCAACUGGAAACCUCUACAGCAGAUUCUGAUCCAACUGUUGACCAGAAAAUAGUUGCUACAAGCCCUGCUUUAGACUCUGAUGAAACCGUUGAUCGUGAUCUUGAUGCUUUAACAGCUACAACAGAAUCCAGUCCAACCUCCACACAGAGUCUCUCUUUGAGAAAGAAGCUUCUUCCAAGAAUGAACAAGCCUGCUAUAUUCCGAACGACUGACAGUCUUAAGCAAGCAAUGGAAACAUUAGCACGUAGAAAAACCAACGUCUGUUUUCUAGUCAAUGAUGUGCAACAAGUGACCGGAAUGCUGACGUUGAGCGAUAUAAUCAGCCAGUUUGCUCCACCUUGUAUGGAUUCAAGAAUCACCGGAGGAAGAUUCUUUGACGAUGCACUUGAACAAAGUGGCUGUGAUGUCAAAGAUAGAACCUUAAUCUUUGACAGCAAUCGCUAGAAUAUGUGUGCAUAAAUGUAAUGAGUUAUUGUACUUAGCAGAACAAAAGAAUAAAUAAAUUGCUGCAAUACAUUUUCUUCUUUCAAAGCAGCUGUGGUGUAAGUUUUUUGAACUAGUUUUACCUUUCAAGGUGGCUUCCUAUUUUGUGUGAUAA
Molecule: messenger RNA, 1600 nt
Organism: Daucus carota subsp. sativus
Lineage: Eukaryota; Viridiplantae; Streptophyta; Magnoliopsida; Apiales; Apiaceae
Product: SNF1-related protein kinase regulatory subunit gamma-1-like
Exons: 8
Coding region: 49-1446 (465 amino acids)
Source: RefSeq, a predicted model, not a curated record